Nanorana parkeri is the source of this 1768-nucleotide messenger RNA. RefSeq names its product egl-9 family hypoxia inducible factor 2 (gene EGLN2). The transcript is spliced from 5 exons. Gene Ontology annotation, molecular function: peptidyl-proline 4-dioxygenase activity; ferrous iron binding; L-ascorbic acid binding. Lineage: Eukaryota; Metazoa; Chordata; Amphibia; Anura; Dicroglossidae. Bases 165 to 1532 code for a protein of 455 amino acids. Gene Ontology annotation, cellular component: nucleus; cytoplasm. The record is from RefSeq and is a predicted model, not a curated record. Gene Ontology annotation, biological process: cellular response to hypoxia; peptidyl-proline hydroxylation to 4-hydroxy-L-proline.
UCCCCUGUCAUUGCGGAGGAGAAGAGUAGAAGGAGGAGUGCUGCAUGCCAGCCGGAGACUAGAAUGAGCGCACUACCCCCUCUGGCUGGUGCUGUGACCUGCACUACCCGCUGAAUGAUGGGGCUAGGACGUGUGCUACGUGCAGGGGACAUGCUGACACUGACAUGGAUAGAGUCCAUCAGCUGGGGCAGCCUGUAAAGAGUGAAGUCCAGCCAUCCAGUCAAGACCAGGGGAACUCCAGAGCUGUGUCCACUUCACAGGGUGCCAGGAUGGGGGUAGACAGGUACCCAGAACUCACCAUCAAAGCGUCUCACCCGCUUCCGGACGUCCACUUGUCAGUCAAUGCAUUGAAUGGGGGCAACAGGUGCCACCUGCACCCCUUAGCCCUGCUGAAGAAAACUGCCACUGAGGACCUGUCCGCCGAAGCCGAGGAAGAGGCUCCAUUGGCAUCAUGCACCAUGGCACUAGUGAGGACACGGGUGGCACCCAACGGGGAAAUGCCAAUGUCCAGACCUGCCGCCAUAUUCAACAGGGACGUAGCCGGUGCCUAUUCAAGGGAGUUGGAAGCUAGCAGCAGUUGCCAAGACGUGGCGGUGAAUGGGCGAAGGGAUGCGUUGCCCGUUAAAAGAAAAUGGACUGGCGGCGGGUUGGCGGAGAAUACCGUUAUGGUGAUGGCACCAGAGAGCGGAUCUUCUGUAUUCCCUCCCAUGGAGGGAAAGAGGUGGAAAAACGAGGUACAUGCCGAUGCCCAGACCCCUCAAGACCAUACCUGCAGGCAGGAAGGGCCCAAUAGCGCCAUACCGGCAAGGAACAAUAAUUUGGUGGUCACUGCCCAAAAAAUGGCCUUAGAAUAUAUAGUCCCGUGCAUGACUUACUACGGCAUUUGUGUCAAGGACCACUUUUUGGGGGAAGCUUUGGGCUCACGGGUCCUCGAUGAGGUGGAAUUACUUAACCGCAGUGGGAAGUUCCGGGACGGACAGCUGGUCAGUCAGAGGACCAUACCAUCCAAAAACAUUCGUGGUGACCAGAUCGCCUGGGUGGAGGGGAAGGAGCCUGGGUGCGAGAACAUCGGGAUCCUCAUGUCCAAGAUAGACGAGGUUAUCAUGCACUGUAGUGGAAAACUAGCCAACUACGCUGUUAAUGGCCGAACCAAGGCAAUGGUGGCUUGUUACCCUGGGAAUGGGAUGGGAUAUGUACGGCACGUGGACAACCCAAACAGAGAUGGACGCUGCUUAACUUGCAUAUACUACCUAAAUCAAAACUGGGACACAAAGGUUCAUGGGGGGCUUCUACAAAUCUUCCCAGAAGGCCGAUCAGUUGUAGCCAAUAUUGAGCCAAUGUUUGACCGUCUAUUGAUAUUCUGGUCUGAUCGGCGGAAUCCUCAUGAAGUAAAACCAGCCUAUGCCAUGCGGUAUGCAAUUACUGUCUGGUAUUUCGAUGCAAAAGAACGAUCAGAGGCCAAAGAUAAAUACAGAUUAGCCAGUGGACAGAAAGGAAUUCAGGUUCCUGUCUCAAAUGGCGGCACCGUGUGACGGGGUCCAGCAAAUCUCCUAGCGGUCAUUCUGUGGGGGCCUCUGUGGAAUCGAAGCUGCUAUCACCCUUCCAAGGGCUGAACGCCGGUUGUCAGGCACAACGGAGGAACCUACCCGCGGCUGUGGAGAUCUCAUCUUCUUACUGCCAUUUAUUAGAUUUGCCCGCUUGGCCUAUAAGGAUUUUCUUGAAAUGUGAAUAGGACAUGCAGAUGGGGUCGCAUCCUGCAGAACAUUGC